GGCGCGCAGAUCUGGGAAAGCGUCGUCGAAGGCUCGCUUCGGGAGCGGGCCGCACUCGACGCGCUCGUAAAGAACGGGAAAACUUUGCUCCGCUUCUUUUAGAGGAAGGGAGGAACUCGGUGCGCGUGGCGUGGAAGCGGCAAGUCUCGCAGGGGAAGUGUUAAGACUCGCGCUGCUUCUGCUUCUUGACUGCGUGGUGAAAGAGCGUUGUAUUGCGUUUUUGCAUUACUUUUCGCUUGUCACCAAUGCUCGGUGCCAAGCGGGGAAGACUGACAUUGCCUUAGCUGUCAUUCGGUUGCUGUCAUUCGGUGUUGUGAAUACUGUUUUCAUAGAGUUUGUGUUACUGCGCGGAUUGGAAAGAAGCGAGUGAAGAUGUCUUCGAGAUUCCCAUGAAAGAGAUAUAGAGGGUUCCUUCGAGUCAUCAGGGACCACGAUGAAAAUAUCCCGCAUCUACAGUUUUGAACAUCUUCAACAUCAAGAGAUACGAGAAGUCCCCGAUUUGUAGAAUCAUUAGCCUUUUUAUAGAACUUGGAACCUAGCCCAGUUCAUCUCAUAACUGAUUCUACGAGACAAGCAUACAGGUUAGGAUAGUGCUGCCGUUGGGAUCUUUGUGUGAGGACACGUCUAGCAGUGAACAUGCCUCGUCGAUACGAAGCAAUGCAAUGCCAUAAGAACGAAAGUUAGGCUCACGACCUUGUUACUCAUUCAUGGGCACCCCUUGUCGCUAAUAAUAUAAGCCAAACUGUUAGUAGCCAGAUUUACAAAAGCUACGGCGCCGAAGCAGUGGGGUCAUCAUGGUUAACAGGCUGAUGAGCAGCCUCCCCUUGUUGGACCUGCGGCAGCCGCUCUACAACAAAACGCCGUCGCCACCGUUCACAGAGCUGGCAGUGCCCACAGUCGUGCUCCCAGAUGUCGCUGUCUUCACCGAGUUUCCCGAUGGUGUCGAGAAUUCGACGUCACAUCCGGACUCCAUCAGCGCAGUGGACGGCCUGCCGGAUGCAGCAGACCUGAUCGUGCGCGUCUGCCUUUACGCGGUUAUAUUCGUGUUCGCCGUAGUCGGGAACGUGUUGGUGCUCGUGACUCUGGUGCAGAACAAGCGCAUGCGCACAGUGACGAAUGUCUUCCUCGUCAACCUGGCCGUGAGCGACCUCCUCCUCGGUGUCUUCUGCAUGCCAUUCACCUUGAUCGGAAGUAUCCUGAGAAACUUCGUGUUCGGAGAGCUCAUGUGCAAGUUCAUUCCUUACCUGCAAGCGGUGUCUGUCUCGGUAUCGGUGUGGACGCUGGUGUCGAUCUCGCUGGAGCGUUUCUUCGCCAUCGUGCGGCCUUUGCAGUCCCGGCGCUGGCAGACCGUGUCGCACGCGUACCGCGUCAUCGCCGUAGUCUGGGCGCUCUCGCUCGUCCACGUGGCUCCCAUCGCCGUCCUGAGCCAGCUCAUACCCACGAGGACAGCAGGGCGUCAAAAGUGCCGCGAGCUGUGGCACAGCGACGAAGCAGAGAAGGGCUUCAACCUCUACUUGGACUCGGUGCUCCUGGUAUUGCCUCUGCUCAUCAUGAUAGUGGUGUACGCCAUCAUCACGCGCACGCUGUGCGUCGGCAUACGCCUGGAGAACCGAUCGGUCGCACUAGGCAUCCCGAUGAAGUCGGCCGUGCGCGAAAACGACAACGGGAGCAGCGCCUGCAGCGACUCGGCGACACCUACGGGACGGGAGGAAGCUUCCUUCGCGAUGACCACGGCGUCCACCAACAAAGGUUCGAAGUUCAGUCGCUCAGCCAAUGGCGUCCGCUGCCAGACACUGCUGGUCCGCGGCUGCAACCCCGAGAGAGCGCAGGCGUCCAUGGUGCGCGUCAUCCGCAUGCUGUUUGUGGUCGUGGUUGAGUUCUUCGUCUGCUGGACGCCCCUGUAUGUCGUGCACACGUGGUCCUUGUACGACCCGGACACUGUCUACGACUGGCUCGGUUCGGCGGGCGUCAGCGUCGUGCACCUGCUGGCCUACGCCUCAUCGUGCUCGAACCCCAUCACCUACUGCUUCAUGCACCAGAAGUUCCGCCAGGGUUUCCUGACCGCUGUCGGCUGCCGCCGAGGAAUACGGGGACGCUGUGGCGGCGCGGGGUCCUGCUUUGCUCGCCAGUCGUCGGUCCGCGGCGCCACCUACGCAUCCGGCACCACGCUCGUCUACCAGGACACAAAAAAUAAAGUCCCGAAUGGCCGUGGUGCGGACUUCGUUUGAGUGCACAACGACUUUUGCCUGGACUUUUGCAAUGAGAGGAGACAUCAACUUGCUGAUGACAGUACGUGGUCUGGAGUGACAAACGACAUAUGUAACUCGUCCCGCGUUUGCAGCAGAAUUUCUGUCGUGUAAAGCGUGGGCUGUGAUGUGGCUCAACGUGUUAUCCGCAUUCAUCUACAACACUGUGUGGUGGGGGGACACGCUAUAAGGCCUGUUCGCUCGCACUUAUCGCUAAUGGUAUUCUGUGAUAUACUCUUUUCUGUGAGAUAGGUGAUGUAUUCGAUUCUCACCAUGCUCAGUAGAUGUUGUACUGUGUACUCAGUUCUUGAUAAAUAAAUGUAUCUGCGGCUGAA
This is a messenger RNA of Dermacentor andersoni, 2581 nucleotides long. RefSeq names its product cholecystokinin receptor type A-like. Gene Ontology annotation, biological process: neuropeptide signaling pathway. Gene Ontology annotation, cellular component: plasma membrane. NCBI's taxonomy places the organism in Eukaryota, Metazoa, Arthropoda, Arachnida, Ixodida, Ixodidae. Gene Ontology annotation, molecular function: gastrin receptor activity; neuropeptide receptor activity. The record is from RefSeq and is a predicted model, not a curated record.